Molecule: messenger RNA, 1283 nt
Organism: Drosophila busckii
Lineage: Eukaryota; Metazoa; Arthropoda; Insecta; Diptera; Drosophilidae
Product: arginine kinase
Exons: 1
Coding region: 39-1214 (391 amino acids)
Biological process (GO): phosphocreatine biosynthetic process
Molecular function (GO): creatine kinase activity
Source: RefSeq, a predicted model, not a curated record
UUUUAACCAAAUUUGUACACUUAAAAUUUUGUAGUUCAAUGUUUUUGCCGAAAAUCCAUAUACGGCAGCUGCGCUGUCUGCCCAAGCAGUUGUUCUUGCGUCAAUUUUGCAAAUGUGCCAGUCAAGUGCCGCCUGAGGUUUUAGAGGAACUGGAGCAGGGUUUCGAAGAUAUGAAGGAAUGCGACUCCAAGAGUCUGUUAAAAAAGCAUUUAACGAAGGAAAGAUUCGACAAGCUCAAAGAUAAAACGACACCAACGUAUAACUCUACAUUGUUAGAUUGCAUACGUUCUGGCUUGAAGAAUCCCGAUUCCGGCGUUGGUAUAUAUGCGCCAGAUCCAGAGGCGUACUCAACAUUUUCAGAUAUCUUCGAUCCCAUCAUAGAGGACUAUCAUGGUGGGUUUAAGAAAACAUCCGUGCAUCCUCCGACUUGUUUUGGAUUUGGUUCAGACUUUCCCAAUCUCGAUCCAGACAAUUUGUAUAUAGUAUCCACACGUGUGCGCUGCGGCAGAUCUAUAAAAGAUUUCCCCUUCAACCCAUGUCUCAGUAAAUGUGACUACAAUGUACUGGAUUCCAUAAUAACAGAUGCCUUACUUAAUUUAUCUGGUGAAUAUUCAGGCACUUAUUUUCCACUGUGCGGCAUGGAGAAGGAUAAGCAACAGGAGCUCAUUGACAGUCAUUUGCUCUUUAAGGAAGGCGAUCGUUUUCUUAAGGAUGCCAAAGCUACACGCUACUGGCCCACUGGGCGUGGCAUCUAUAUAAAUGACAAUCGCAACUUUUUGGUCUGGGUCAACGAAGAGGAUCAUGUGCGCAUUAUAUCAAUGGAGAAGGGUGGCAACUUAGGCGCUGUCUACGAGCGUCUAAUACUAGGAGAAAAUCAACUAAGCAAGCAGCUGGAGUUUAGUCGCGACAAGCGCUUGGGCUAUUUGACUUUUUGUCCCACUAAUCUGGGCACAUCACUUAGAGCUUCAGUGCAUAUGCGAUUGCCUAGCUUAGCGGAUGAUAAGGCAAAGUUGGACAAAAUGGCGGCCAAGUAUAACCUCCAGGUGCGUGGUACAAGAGGUGAGCACACCGAUGCAGAGGAUGGCGUCUAUGAUAUAUCAAAUAAGAGACGUAUGGGCUUGACCGAGUACGAGGCAAUCCAGGAGAUGUACAAAGGUAUUAGAGCGCUCAUAGAUCACGAAUGCCAGGAAGCCGCCAAGGCAUGCAAGAAAUAGUUACAGUUGAGUAUUUAGUUUGGGCAACUUUUUAAGCUGUAAUACAAUAAAGAUAUUGAAGUUUCAAAA